GAGGGAGGUGGAGUGUGUGGAGACAGCCGCUGCGGUGCAUUGUCAGGCUGAGCGCACGCAGGAGAGGGAGACAGAGAGAGAAUCCCCCAUUUUAGCUCAACAAUAUUACAGCAGUGCAGCGAUAUCUACAACAAUGGCAGUCUGGCACUCUCAGCAUUGUGCUAUCGAUCCAAGCAGUGGAAACCCAAUACAUGCACACGCUCUCUGAUUUUUAUUUUAUUUUAUUCAUUAUUUUGCAUGUAGUUCUCAGAUGAAAUUGAGGGGGGAAAUCUGCAGAAAUUCUCACUGAACACGCUCAGUGGUGCAGGCACACUGACUUACUAACCGGAUCUCUUCUAAGACACCGCACUGGAGACGGAGAGCACGAGUGAGGGAGAGAGCCAUCGAGCAAGCGCAAGAGGAGGGGAGAGGAACAGAGAGAGCACAGCAGAGUAAAAAGAGGAAAAAAACAGAGGAGGAAGAAGAAGAAGCAGAGAGAAGGAGAAAGUCGCAGGAGGAAGGAGGAGGAGAAUGCUCGGUGUCUGGGCAACACUUCCACGCUUGUGUCCAGGGCCUUUGUGAAUACACCAUGGGAUGCAUCGGCUCCAGGAGACUGACGGCAGAUGGCGUGCCAGUCCAGAAGGAUGGGGAGCAACAUGGACGUUCAGAGUUUUCAUGGGAAGGAAUCAAUCUGUCCAUGGAGGACACCACAUCAAUCCUGCCUCGACUCAAGAGGAACUCAAAUGCCUAUGGCAUCGGGGCUUUGGCUAAGUCUUCUCUGUCAGGUGUGUCAGGAGUCACCCGCACCAUGAAGGAAAGAGUAACCAAGCCCACAGCGAUGGCCCAGGGCCGUGUUGCUCACAUGAUCGAAUGGCAAAACUGGGGCAUGCAGACGGUUGGUGCAGGAGGAAUCCCCCAGUCCCGCAUCAGCACCCAAGAACGGGAAAAAGAGCGGCGGGCGGAGAACGACGCCUACAGCGACCUCAGCGACGGAGAAAAGGAGGCUCGGUUUGCUGCAGGCGUCCUGCAGCAGUUUGCUAUCUCAGAGGCAACGCUCUUGGCGUGGUCGUCGAUGGACGGGGAGAGCCCUCGGUCGGGUUCAAACCAGGGCAGCGUGGCUCACCUGAGUGAGGUCAACCAGGAGAGCAUCACCAGUCGAGAUCAGAUAUUACACCAGUCCUCAGCAGAGGUGUGGCCUCACACGUACGUCUCCCAGGGCCACUACUGCCUCUCGUCCUCCGACGCCUGGGAACCGACCAACAGCGACCCUUCGGGCGUGGCGUCUCCCCCAGCUGGUUCCUACAUCAUGGGGACGGACGGCUACGAUGGGCAGGCGGCGGCUCACUUCCUGUCCCAGCAGCAGCAGCAGCAGCAGUACAACCUCCAGCAGCAGAGCCACCUCCAGCAGCUGCAGCAGCUCCAGCAGAUCCAGCAGUACCAGCAACAGCAGCUCCUGCAGUAUCAACAACAACAGGCUCUGGAGCACCGGCUGCACAGUGCCAACCACUCUCUGCAGGCGACACCCAACAGCACCAUCCACAGUCUGGUUCAUCAGGUCCACCCUCCGCUGGUUGAUCUGUGGAACACGGGGCAGAUGGAGGCCUAUCAGUCGGAGGCCGGAGGCUACAUGGGCGUGGCGGCGGUGGUGGAGGCGGGCCUGUGUGUGCCGGCGGCGGAGGAGGUGGUGGGAACCGAGCACUCCCCGCUACUGGAGCAGCAGGAGGAGGAGCAGCUCAAGGAAGAAGAUAUAACGCUGGCCCUGGAUCAGGAGUCGGCCAUGUUGACUCCGCCCACGCAACAAGGAGAUGCCUCUGGAGGCAGUAGUCCGGGGCAACCGCCAGCUGAGCCAAUCACAGAGCGGAAGGCCUCCGAUGUCACCUCUGGUCUCAUUCAGAUGCUGGAGGAAAAGGAAGAGGAAGAGGAGGAAGAGGAGGCUAGGCCACCUUCCUCCAUGGCCACCAACUGAGCUCUUGAUCGUUAAGACUCCUGAACAGAAACUAACCUGGGAGUCGGCGAGGGACGAGCAACAUACAACAAUAUAUAUCUAUUAAUCCGUUCCUUUUCAGGUAUCAAAAACUUUUUGUUGUAAAGGUGAAUUCCUUAAAAUGACUCACAGCCAGACAGGAGAUCAUGCAACAAAGGACACCUCUGUCUUUGCAAGCCUUACGCCCUGAAGGUUUGAAAAAUAGAGUUAAAACAUAGCAGAGGAGGAAGAGGAGGAGGAGGAGCAUUUCCAAAGGGGGAAAAGAAACCAGACUGUGAUGAAGAGGAGGGGAAUGGAAACAUGCAUGCUUUUUCUUUGAAGACCAACAACUCAAACCUGUCUUUGUCUUAUGAUGAAAAUAAAAAUCUAACUUACAUUAGCAUAAUAAGAGGAACAAUUUUUGUAAUAAAAAAAAAAAGAAAAAAAAACAGCAAGCGAUGUAUAAGUGUGUGAUGAGAUCUCACAGGUUUCCUAAGGGAGAGCUGCUCUGUUUACAGCCCUUACUUAACACAUUCUUUAUUUCUUUCUCUUGGAUCAAACACGUUCACCCUAAUACUACAAAAAGCAACCCAAGCAAUUUCACAGAUGCUUUAAGAAGUCUCAGCAUUUCGGUGAAAUGCAGUUUAACUCGUCUGAAAUCUAUUCUCCUGUAACUUUGUGGCACAACCCGGGGCGAGCCUGCUCGGCUGACUGCACACACCCAACCCUGCACAGAUAAGGAUUGUACUGUACUAAGAUAGCGUGCUUCCUACUCUGUCUCUCUGUAUGCAUGUCCUUCAGAGUACCACAGAGUACCUGUAACUAUAAAGCACUGUAAAAGACUUUGCACUGAACAGUUCCAAUCCCAGGAGGGAGUCCCCGAAGGAGACGGCUGCAUACGCGACUUUAGUUGGGUUUUUUGUUGUUGUGAAAUGUGUGGGGGUUUUUUUGGGGUUUUUUUGCACUAAAGCAAUCCAGCAGAUCAGAGUUUGCCUUUGGACUGUUGGCUCGUUCCUCCCUCUGACAAACCAAAACCACCCGAGCCGCUUCACGAUGCAGGAACACUCAGCUGCUUUGUUUUUCACACAGAUCCUGACACACAGAGGAUGUUGACCACUAUUCUGAAUGUACUGGACGACUGGGAGGAGGCGCCACUGGGUCACUCAGAGCCACUCCGUACACACGGACACGGGAAUAUCUAAAUUGUAACCAGCAGUAGGCAGAGGAAACACUGGCCUUCCAAAAAAAAAAAAAAAAACGACACAAAAAAGACCAGUCCAGCUCUGUCGUUAAGAUGUAAAUACAAUAUGUAGUAAUUGCCUCUCAGUCAGAGUCACGGCUGUUCUUUUGCAGUAUGAUUUCUUUAUUUUUCUACACCUCUCUGGUCCUAAUUUAUUUUUUGGGGACUGCGCUCAAGCUUGCUCAGUUUUUUGUUUUGUUGGUUUUGUUUACUGCUGCACAAUUAAAUGUGAAAUGGACCGUGCAAUCGAUCAGACUGGAAACCAGUUGGUUGAGCUCAAUCAGGUAACAGGACUGAAGACUCGAGGUGAAACAAGACUGGUGUCUUCCUGCUCAUCGUUACUACUGUGAAGCAGCUGCCUGGGAGUGUGGUUGUGAUGUGUGAGGAGAAUUUUUUUAUUUUCUUCAGUGAUUUCAUUUUUUUGCAAUUAAGAAAGAGUGUAUGUUUCCCAGCAGGAGUGGGAGCUGAACAGCGGUGGCGAACUCUCUGCGCACGUCUACUUGCGUCUUUUUACCUUCUGGGAAACACCUUCUCCCACUUUGAGGACUUUGCAAGACACUUUGAAGACAAAAUCAGCAGUUUAUUGACUUGAAUGAAUUUAUUUAUUGAGUGCUUCUUUAUGCAAUGUCGAGGGACAAUAUUUAUUUUUCUACUGCCUUGUUGAGAUCCCUUCCAGUAUAAGUUAGGAUAGGUGUCAGGGCUGUAACGCAGACUUGUUUUGUUCUGGUUUUGAGCUCCUUUCUGCACAGAGAGAAUAGACUGAUAGGUUGGCAGCUCCCAAUGUGAAAUAAUUGAACACUGCCUUGCAAAAAUAUUUACGACCCUUGAGGUUUUUCACAGUUUACAUCACUUCUGUGUAUUUUAGCGGGGUUUUAUGUCAAAAAUCAACACUAAGUAGUGCAUAAUAGUGAUGUGGAACAAAAACAGAAAGUGAAUUUUACAAACUUUGAACAUACUGGAAGCUGAAAGGCAUAGCAAGCAGUUGCUACACUUAUUUUCUGUCUGUAGAUGCGCAAAGCUGGUAGAGACAAAUCCUGAAAAAUUUGGUGCUGUAAUUGAAGCAAAAAAUGGUUCUACAGAGCAUUGCAUGCCACACUUUGAAAUGUAUCAUGUUCAAGAGUUCAUGAGUUGAUUUAUUCCAUAAAAUAAAAAGAAAACCCAUAUUGACAUGGGUGCUGAAUACUUUUGCAAGGCCUCGUAGACUGAAACCUAGUUUGAAAAGUUGUAAGAACGUAUUAAGAAAACUCAAACCCACUAACAGAACAUCUUUACACCAUGACACAUUAAUUUAUUUAUUGAGCAAUUACUUGGUAGGGAGAAACACCUUGAUGCUGUACAGAGGCUGUUACUUCAUGUAGAUAACUCAUUUAGGAGCGGUAUCUUUUUUUUCUUUUAGUUUAAGAUAUAAUAAAGUUGAAAGAUUGAUGCUUUUGUUUGAGACGAAAGCCUCACAGCUUAUUUGGGCUCGACUGUUUGCUUUUAAAAACAGAUAUUUCAUAGAGAAAGACACUGCUUCUCUUUGAGUUUUGUUGCUUUUUUCCCAUUUUUUUAAUAAAACAAAACAUUUGUUGAUCUCGAUGAAUGAAUAAAGAGAUAACAUGAAACCAAAUAUACUUCUGUGGAUGUUAAAGGUUUACUGAUCAUGUCUUUGUUAUUAACUUCAUUUGGUUUCCUCCUGUUUUUGUGUAAUCGCCACUGCCGUCUCUGAGGAGUUUCAGUUACUUUUCUGCAGGCAGGAUGGUCAAAUAUCUGCCUCCGACCCUCUGCCUUUCUCCCUCUCUUCCUCUCUGUCCGUUCUGUAUACUUGUAUCCGUGUGUAUGUCUGUAUGUGUACAGUUAAAAAAAAAAAAAAAGUCCACUGUCUUUCUUGAAAAAUUCACUGCCUGGAACAAUAAACUUUUCACAUCAGUCAAAGAGGGUUUUGAAGCCCUUGAUGCAUAAAAUUUGGAGUUGUGUGGUGAGAACGGCUGUAUAAAAAAACCCCCCUGUGUAUAAAAUCUGAUGGCUUCUGUAAAACGUCUGCAUAAAACUGGAUUUGUCUUAACUGAGGCAGUGUGACUGAUAACACAACUAUGCAUGCUUGUAGGACGGUUCUCACAGGUCGGCUCUUCCAUGUGGUUUCCCCUCUCUCUUCUGUCCACAGCUCUCUCUUUCUUCCCCCUGCACGAUGCAGCCUCCUUCACCUUCUCCGGCUCUUCUACCUGUCUCCUUUUAUUUUCCUUCUGGUGGAGAAAGAGCAAAUAAACAGACCAAACAAAUUGUCUUUUUCUGC
Xiphophorus hellerii (green swordtail) is the source of this 5454-nucleotide messenger RNA. RefSeq names its product family with sequence similarity 131 member Bb (gene fam131bb). Bases 569 to 1945 code for a protein of 458 amino acids. The record is from RefSeq and is a predicted model, not a curated record. NCBI's taxonomy places the organism in Eukaryota, Metazoa, Chordata, Actinopteri, Cyprinodontiformes, Poeciliidae. The transcript is spliced from 10 exons.